AUGCUAAAAAUACCAUACCUUCUCGAUAGCCACGUGAGUUUUAAUGUUAUUUUUAAAAACCGUAUUCUCCACGAUAUCUCUCACAGUAUCCUCUGAUUCUGGUAUUAGACAAGACCAGAAGAAGCAGCAGUGUAAAGCACAAUAUAAAGCAAAGUAUAAACACUUUUUGCAGUACUCCCAACGAGUCCAUAAGCAACUAUGACACAAUAUAUUGUAUCGAUACCAAAAGUGAACUGAACUGACAGCUGGUAUAAACAGCACAAAGAAUACUGUCAUUGUUACAUAGAUUUUGACCAUGAAAGAAGAAAGGUCUUGGAAGUUACUGUUUUCGAUUGUAAUAUAGAGGUUGUUCUUGGUAAAUAUGGCACUCUAAAAAAUUUUUUAUUAUCCAAUAAAGCUAAAAAAGUUAGGUUCAAGAUUAGACAAAAGUUAAAACUGAGACUGAUUUAGAAAUAAAGCUCAGGCUCGCCUCAAGCUCAGGCUCAGGCUCAGGCUCAGGCUCAGGCUCAGGCUCAGGCUCAGGCUCAGGCUCAGGCUUAGGAUCAGGCUCAUGCUCAGGCUCAGGCUCAGGUUCUGGCUCAAGUUCUGGCUAAGGUUCAGGCUCAGGCUCAGGUUCUGGCUCAGGUUCUGGCUAAGGUUCAGGCUCAGGCUCAGGCUCAGGUUCUGGCUCAGGUUCUGGCUAAGGUUCAGGCUCAGGCUCAACCCAAUGAUUAA
Bursaphelenchus okinawaensis is the source of this 714-nucleotide messenger RNA. The record is from the annotation of a GenBank genome assembly. Lineage: Eukaryota; Metazoa; Nematoda; Chromadorea; Rhabditida; Aphelenchoididae.